AUGUACGUUUAUAAAAGAGACGGUCACAAAGAACCUGUCCAAUUCGAUAAGAUCACUGCCCGUAUAUCACGCUUAUGUUAUGGUCUAGAUCCGAAACAUGUUGACGCCGUUAAGGUUACACAACGUAUUAUUUCUGGUGUCUAUGAAGGUGUUACAACGAUCGAGCUAGACAAUUUGGCCGCUGAGACAUGUGCUUACAUGACCACUGUUCACCCAGAUUACGCUACUUUGGCUGCUAGAAUCGCCAUUUCUAAUUUACAUAAACAAACCACGAAACAGUUUUCUAAAGUUGUUGAGGAUCUUUAUAGAUACGUCAACCCUGCUACUGGCAAAGCCGCUCCUAUGAUUUCCGACGAUGUUUACAAUAUUGUCAUGGAAAACAAGGAUAAACUAAACUCAGCUAUUGUCUAUGACAGAGACUUUCAGUAUAGUUACUUCGGUUUCAAAACUUUGGAACGUUCUUACUUAUUGAGAAUCAACGGUCAAGUUGCUGAACGUCCACAGCACUUAAUCAUGAGAGUCGCCCUAGGUAUUCACGGUGAAAACAUUGAGGCCGCUUUAGAAACCUAUAACUUAAUGUCUCUAAAAUACUUUACUCAUGCCUCUCCAACUUUAUUCAACGCUGGUACUCCAAAGCCUCAAAUGUCCUCCUGUUUCUUAGUUGCAAUGAAGGAUGAUUCCAUUGAAGGUAUUUACGAUACUUUGAAGGAAUGUGCUUUGAUUUCUAAAACUGCUGGAGGUAUUGGUCUACAUAUCCACAACAUUCGUGCAACCGGCUCUUACAUUGCUGGUACAAACGGGACUUCUAACGGGUUAAUUCCUAUGAUCCGUGUCUUCAACAAUACUGCCCGUUAUGUUGACCAAGGUGGUAACAAGAGACCUGGUGCCUUUGCCCUAUAUUUGGAGCCAUGGCACGCUGAUAUCUUCGACUUCAUCGACAUUAGAAAGAAUCACGGUAAGGAAGAAAUCCGUGCAAGAGAUUUAUUCCCAGCUCUAUGGGUUCCAGAUCUUUUCAUGAAGCGUGUCGAAGAAAACGGCACUUGGACUUUAUUCUCUCCUACAUCUGCCCCAGGCUUGAGUGACUGUUACGGUGAUGAAUUCGAAGCCCUAUAUACCCGUUACGAAAAAGAAGGUCGUGGUAAGACUAUCAAGGCCCAAAAAUUAUGGUACUCUAUCUUGGAAGCACAAACGGAAACUGGUACACCAUUUGUUGUUUACAAGGAUGCUUGUAACAGGAAAUCCAACCAAAAGAACUUGGGUGUUAUCAAGUCAUCUAAUUUGUGCUGUGAAAUUGUUGAAUACUCUGCUCCAGAUGAGACUGCUGUUUGUAACUUGGCUUCUGUUGCUUUGCCAGCAUUUAUUGAAACAUCUGAAGACGGCAAAACUUCUACAUACAACUUCAAAAAGCUACAUGAAAUUUCUAAAGUUAUUACUCGUAACUUAAACAACGUUAUUGACCGUAACUAUUAUCCUGUCGAGGAAGCAAGAAGAUCUAAUAUGAGACAUAGGCCGAUUGCUUUGGGUGUCCAAGGUUUGGCUGACACUUUCAUGUUGUUGCGUUUGCCAUUCGACUCAGAAGAAGCACGCUUACUAAAUAUUCAAAUCUUCGAAACUAUCUACCAUGCCUCCAUGGAAGCUUCUUGUGAAUUAGCUCAAAGAGAUGGCCCAUACGAAACCUUUAAAGGCUCCCCGGCUUCUCAAGGUAUACUUCAAUUCGACAUGUGGGACCAAAAACCAUACGGUAUGUGGGAUUGGGACACUCUGAGAAAUAACAUCAUGGAGCAUGGUAUUAGAAACUCUUUGACCAUGGCACCUAUGCCUACUGCAUCCACAUCUCAGAUCUUAGGUUACAACGAGUGUUUCGAACCAGUUACUUCCAACAUGUAUUCUCGUCGUGUCCUAUCUGGUGAAUUUCAAGUCGUCAAUCCAUACUUGUUGCGUGAUUUGGUCGAUUUGGGUAUUUGGGAUGAUGGUAUGAAGCAAUAUCUAAUCACACAAAAUGGUUCCAUUCAAGGUUUACCAAAUGUGCCACAAGAAUUGAAAGAUUUGUAUAAAACUGUUUGGGAAAUUUCACAAAAGACAAUCAUUAACAUGGCAGCCGACCGUGCCAUUUACAUCGACCAAUCUCACUCUUUGAAUUUAUUCUUGCGUGCCCCAACUAUGGGUAAGCUAACAAGUAUGCAUUUCUACGGCUGGAAGAAGGGUCUAAAGACCGGUAUGUAUUAUUUGAGAACACAAGCCGCUUCUGCUGCUAUUCAAUUCACCAUCGACCAAAAGGUUGCUGAUCAAGCUACCGAGAAUAUCGCCGAUAUCUCUAACUUGAAGCGUCCAGCAUACAUGGCUUCAAGUGCAAGUUACGCUGCCAGCGAUUUUGUGCCUGCAGCCGCCGCUGCAAACGUUACCAUUCCAUCUCUAGAUAGCUCUUCAGAAGUUUCAAGAGAUGCAUCUCCAGCUCCAGUAGGCAAUGACUCGUUGGCUAAAGGCAUCUCUGAAUUGAAGGUUCAAGAACCUAGAGUGGAAGUUCCCGAGAUACCCACACCAGUAAAGAAUGAGGAAAAAGCUGCUCCCGUUGCGGGCGAAAAAGAAAGUGAAUUUGACAUUUACAACUCUAAAGUUAUAGCAUGUGCCAUUGAUAACCCAGAAGCUUGUGAAAUGUGUUCAGGUUAA
This is a messenger RNA of Saccharomyces eubayanus, 2667 nucleotides long. It is a transcript of the gene RNR1, whose product is annotated as ribonucleotide-diphosphate reductase subunit RNR1. Gene Ontology annotation, cellular component: ribonucleoside-diphosphate reductase complex. Gene Ontology annotation, biological process: DNA replication; deoxyribonucleotide biosynthetic process. Gene Ontology annotation, molecular function: ribonucleoside-diphosphate reductase activity, thioredoxin disulfide as acceptor; ATP binding. The transcript has a single exon. NCBI's taxonomy places the organism in Eukaryota, Fungi, Ascomycota, Saccharomycetes, Saccharomycetales, Saccharomycetaceae. The record is from RefSeq and is a predicted model, not a curated record. The coding region runs from base 1 to 2667 and encodes 888 amino acids.